GAAUUCAUUCAUUUUUCUACACAUAACACAAUGGCUUAUGCUUCUUGUAGAAGUGCUUUCUUGACCUUUCUCCUAAUCCUCCUUACUUUUCUUUCAUUUUCCCAUAUUGAAGUGUGUGAGGCACAAGCCAAACCUCCUCCUAUAGUAAAAGGACUAUCAUGGACUUUCUACGAUUCAAAAUGUCCUAAACUUGAAUCUAUCAUCAGAACUGAGCUCAAGAAGAUCUUUGAUAAGGAUAUUGGUCAAGCUGCUGGCUUACUUCGCCUUCAUUUUCAUGACUGCUUUGUUCAGGGUUGUGAUGGGUCAGUACUAUUGGAUGGAUCAGCAAGUGGGCCUAGUGAGAAAGAUGCACCCCCAAAUUUGACUCUCAGGGCCGAAGCCUUUAAGAUAAUCGAAAAACUUCGUAGUCGUGUAGAGAAGCAGUGUGGAAGAAUCGUUUCCUGUGCUGAUAUCACUGCCGUUGCUGCUCGUGAUUCUGUUUUCCUCUCAGGAGGACCAGAAUACAAAAUCCCAUUAGGAAGAAGAGAUGGAUUAACAUUUGCAACAAGAAAUGUAACAUUACAAAACCUUCCUUCACCAUCAAGCAACACAACAACAAUCCUAAACUCACUUGCAACAAAAAACCUUAACCCAACUGAUGUAGUAGCACUCUCAGGUGGCCACACAAUAGGCAUAAGCCACUGUUCCUCUUUCACAAACAGACUCUACCCAACACAAGACACUGUCAUGGACAAAACCUAUGGCAAAAACCUUAAACUCACUUGUCCUACUUCAAACACAGAUAACACCACAGUUCUAGAUAUUCGUACUCCUAACAAAUUCGAUAAUAAAUACUAUGUUGAUCUUAUGAAUCGUCAAGGUCUUUUUACGUCGGAUCAAGAUUUGUACACUGAUAAAAGGACUAAGGAUAUUGUUACUAAUUUUGCUGUGAAUCAAUCUUUGUUCUUUGAGAAAUUUGUUGCUGCUAUGCUUAAAAUGGGACAGCUUAAUGUUUUGACUGGAAAUCAAGGAGAGAUUCGUGCUAAUUGUUCUGUUAGGAAUAAGGAUAGUAAAUCUUUUAUUACUUCUGUUGUGGAAGAUGUUGUUGAAGGUUUCUUAGAAAUGUGAUGAAUAAUAACAAAUCUUUUGUAAUGUAAUAAAUAAUAAUGUUCCUUACUUGUAUUAGAGUAAUGGAAAAUCUAGGUGAGUGCUUUUUCAUUUUGCAUACUUGUUGUAAGAAUGUUAAUUUGAAAAAUAAAAGUUGAUGUGAGUGA
Messenger RNA from Trifolium pratense (red clover), 1253 nucleotides. RefSeq names its product peroxidase 12. The record is from RefSeq and is a predicted model, not a curated record. Gene Ontology annotation, biological process: hydrogen peroxide catabolic process; response to oxidative stress. The coding region runs from base 31 to 1107 and encodes 358 amino acids. Gene Ontology annotation, molecular function: heme binding; peroxidase activity. Lineage: Eukaryota; Viridiplantae; Streptophyta; Magnoliopsida; Fabales; Fabaceae. The transcript is spliced from 3 exons.